Molecule: messenger RNA, 3600 nt
Organism: Carassius auratus (goldfish)
Lineage: Eukaryota; Metazoa; Chordata; Actinopteri; Cypriniformes; Cyprinidae
Product: WD repeat-containing protein 5
Exons: 14
Coding region: 386-1378 (330 amino acids)
Cellular component (GO): Set1C/COMPASS complex
Molecular function (GO): histone binding
Source: RefSeq, a predicted model, not a curated record
AACAUUAUACAAAUAAAUAACGGAACCAAAUGAACACCUUCUUUUCCAUUAGUGGAAAUAUUUUUGAAUAGAAUGACUUGCAAAAUAUUUAAAUUGAUGAUAUUGUUCAUAGUUUUAUUCAUAGAAACCAAAGCUGUGAGAAAUGUAUACUCGUCGAAUAAAAUAAAGAAAAAGCAGCCACCAUCAUAAGAAUCUGAAGUUGUCAUACACACUGCGCAUGCGCGGUGACGCGCGUGUCAUUUGUCAUUUCUAUUUGGCUCAGCAAGUGCCCCGAAGCGCCUUUUCUAGCAGUUUGUAAACACAGUCGUUUGGAGCGAACCGUCUGAAACCAAAAGUUUGCUGCAGAAGCCUCCGCCCCUGUAUUUGACCCACGUAAGGUGCAGGGAUGGCAUCAGAGGAGAAGAAGCCAGAGACAGAAACACCUAAGACACAUUCAGGAUCCUCAUACUCCAAGUCUGCUUCUGUGAAGCCAAACUACUCUUUGAAGUUCACCCUCGCAGGUCACACAAAAGCUAUAUCAUCAGUCAAAUUUAGCCCCAGUGGUGAAUGGUUGGCCAGUUCAUCGGCAGACAAGCUCAUCAAAAUAUGGGGCGCUUUUGAUGGAAAAUUUGAGAAGAGUCUUGCAGGACAUAAACUUGGAAUAUCAGACGUGGCCUGGUCUUCAGAUUCAAAUCUUUUGGUGUCUGCAUCAGAUGACAAAUCACUGAAGAUCUGGGAUAUGAGUUCGGGAAAAUGUCUGAAGACACUGAAAGGCCAUAGCAACUACGUCUUCUGUUGUAACUUCAACCCACAGUCGAACCUUGUUGUGUCUGGAUCUUUUGAUGAGAGCGUACGGAUUUGGGACGUCAAAACUGGGAAGUGUCUGAAGACCCUGCCUGCUCACUCGGAUCCCGUCUCAGCGGUUCACUUCAACAGAGACGGAUCUCUAAUAGUAUCCAGUAGCUAUGAUGGUUUAUGCCGAUUGUGGGACACUGCAUCUGGACAAUGUCUGAAAACUCUUAUAGAUGAUGAUAACCCUCCUGUCUCAUUUGUGAAGUUUUCUCCAAAUGGAAAGUACAUUCUUGCUGCGACACUGGACAAUACGUUAAAGCUCUGGGACUACAGCAAGGGAAAGUGUCUCAAGACAUAUACUGGACAUAAGAAUGAAAAGUAUUGUGUGUUUGCCAAUUUUUCUGUAACUGGAGGAAAGUGGAUCGUCUCAGGCUCUGAAGACAACAUGGUGUAUAUCUGGAACUUGCAGACCAAAGAAAUUGUUCAGAAACUGCAAGGGCACACAGAUGUAGUGAUCUCGACAGCUUGUCACCCUACAGAGAACAUCAUUGCCUCUGCAGCCCUGGAGAACGACAAGACCAUCAAACUGUGGAAAAGUGAUUGUUAAGUUAAAGCACUGCCCUUCAGAGGCUUGAGUAGAAACUUCAGAAUGACGACUUCCAGUAGUGUCUGUGUUUUACAAUGAUUUGAUAGCACUUAGUGCAGGGUUAUUAUUGGAGAGAUGGGCAGGUCCUGUCUGCUCAGAAUAGUGACAAUCUCACUCAAGCCUUUUCCCCCUUAAUAUACAGUAAUCUACUGUAAUGUUUUCAGUUCGUUUUAAUUUGCUACUGAAGAACAAAUGUUUUCUUUCAAACCAUCGAUUGUUGUUUUAUUGAUCUGUUUUUUGUUUUUGUUUUUGCCAUCAAAUGAUUGCCGUUAUUGCUUUUCAUUCAAGUGUUUUGGAAUCAUUGAUGUUGAUGUGCGAAUAACCAAUGUGCUAAGGAGCUUUAAAUUCUUUCUAAACAUUGUUUUCCACUAUUUAAGCUUUGAAUUUGAAGGCAUAAAUUAGUCUACAUGGCUUUGAUCCAUUGGAGUAGUAGGUACAUUUCCAUAAAAUUAAUUUAAAUACAGUGGGGAAAAUAUUUAUUUGAUCCUCUGCUGAUUUUUGUACGUUUGCCCACUUAUAAAGAAAUGAAGGGUCAGUAAUUUUUAUGGUAGGUUUAUUUUAACCGAUAGAUACAGAAUACAAACCAAAAAAAAUCCAGGAAAAAACAUUACAUAAAGGUUAGAAAUGAAUUUGCAUUUCAGUGAGUGAAAUAAAUAUUGAAGUAUCCCAAAGCAAAACUUGACUUAGUACUUGGUGCAGAAACCCUUGUUGUCAAGUACAGAGGUAAGAUGUGUUUUGUAGUUGGUCACCAGGUUUGCAAACAUCUCAGGAGAGAUUUUGAUCCACUCUUUACAGAUUCUCUUUAAAUCCAAAGGUUUCUUGGCUGUUGAUUGCCAGCUCAAAGUUUCAGCUCCCUCCACAGAUGUUUUAUAUGAUUGAGGUCUGGAGACUGGCUAGGCCCCUCCAUGACCUUAAUGUGCUGCUUCUUGAGCCACUCCUUUGUUGCCUUGGCAGUAUGUUUCAGGUCAUUGUCAUGCUGGAAGACCCAUCCAUGACCCAUCUUCAGUGUUCUGGCUGAGGGAAGGAGGUUCGAGUCCAAGAUUUUAUAGUACAUGACCCGUCCAUUUGCCCCUCAAUGCAGUGAAACUGUGCCAUGCCCUUAGCAGAAAAACAGCCCUGAAGUAUAAUGUUUCCACCUCCGUGCUUGACUGUAGGGAUGAUGUUCUUGAGGUCAUAGUCAGCAUUUCUCUCCCUCCAAACACAGCGAAUCGAGUUAAUGCUCAUCUUAAUGGUCUCAUCUGACCGUAGCACUUUCUCCCAAGCCAUCUCUGAAUCAUUAUGUUUUUUGGCAAACUUUAAACGUGCCUGUAUAUGUGCCUUCUUGAGCCGGGGACCAUGGGUGUUUGUUGCAGGAUUUCAGUCCAUUGCAGCAUAGUGUGUUACCUAUGGUUUACUUGGUGACUGUGGUCCCAACUGUCUUUAGAUCAUUAACAAGCUCUUGCGUGGAGCUAUAGACCGAAGCCGAUUGAUGGUCGUUUUGUAUUUCUUCCAUUUCUGAAUAAUUGCACCAGCAGUCUUCUUCUCACCAAGCGUGUUGCUGAUGAUCUUGUAGCCCAUUCCAGCCUUGUGCAGAUCUACAAUCUUGUCUCUGACAUCCUUUGACAGCUCUUUGGUCUUGCUCAUGGUGGUGGGAGAGGUUGGAAAAGAAGAUACAGAUUGUGUGGACAGGACAGAUGUCUUAUACACAAAUCUAGCUGACAUUAGGAGUAACUUCUUAAAGUGCCAGGACUAAUCUGUGUUCCACAUGGGCACAUAACCAAUCUGUGGGAGCCAGAAUUCUUGCUGGAUGGAAGGGGAUCAAAUACUUAUUUUAUACACUGAAAUGCAAAGCAAUUUCUAACCUUUAUAUGAUGUCUUUUUUUCUGGAUUGUUUUUGGCUGAUACUGUCUCCAUCCGUUAAAAAACCUACCAUAAAAAUGACAGACCCUUCUUUUUUUUUUUUUUUAAGUGGGCAAACGUACAAAAUCAGCAUGGGAUCAAAUACAUAUUUUCCCCACUGUGUGUGUAUAUAUAUGAGGAAUAUAAAAAAUCUAUGUAAAUGUUGUUGCAGCAAUAUUCUGCUUUAUGAAAAUGUUCAUUUUAUUUAAUGUUUAUAUAUGUAUCUGAUAUCUUGUAUAAGACCAUUUAUUCAAAACUCUCAAAUAGUUAUUUUGUUUGCUGAAGAUAAUAUAACAGUCUUUUUU